AUGCGACUCUCCUCGACUGGGCUGCUAGCAAUUACAGCUCUUGUUGCAUCUAGCGGCAUUGCCUCGAUGUCUACUAUCGCCAACAUGGCGGUGCCUGACAAACUGUAUAAUCUGUCUAGUACAAUUUCCACCAGGUCGUUGAGAGAUUCUGAGCCAAAAGGCGGAAGAAACGAGGACCGAAUGAAUGCCGGUAUCGAAAAACUCUGGGGCCUGAUCAAAGCGGGGACAUCCAAGAUCAAGGAGUACGGGCAGUUCGGGACACUGGGAUCUAAAGACCAACCUGCAGCGGAGAUUUUGAAAUUUUUCAAUCUUGCGGAUGGUAUGGACAAUGCUCUGGCUUGA
This is a messenger RNA of Phytophthora infestans T30-4, 342 nucleotides long. Its product is annotated as secreted RxLR effector peptide protein, putative. The transcript has a single exon. The coding region runs from base 1 to 342 and encodes 113 amino acids. The record is from RefSeq and is a predicted model, not a curated record. Lineage: Eukaryota; Oomycota; Peronosporomycetes; Peronosporales; Peronosporaceae.